Funneliformis geosporum is the source of this 155-nucleotide messenger RNA. NCBI's taxonomy places the organism in Eukaryota, Fungi, Glomeromycota, Glomeromycetes, Glomerales, Glomeraceae. The record is from the annotation of a GenBank genome assembly.
GAAAUAAUCAUACAAAAACUAUAUCGAUUAGUAGAGUUGAUUUUCCUAAUUCAGAUGAUGUAGGAAAAUGUGCUAGAAAUUUGACCGUACAGGGUUAUAAUGACAUGACAUUUACUUAUUAUUUUUUCUCAUUUAAAAAUUACAUUCGCUCAUGA